Molecule: messenger RNA, 2219 nt
Organism: Sphaerodactylus townsendi
Lineage: Eukaryota; Metazoa; Chordata; Lepidosauria; Squamata; Sphaerodactylidae
Product: zinc finger protein OZF-like
Exons: 5
Coding region: 88-1731 (547 amino acids)
Biological process (GO): regulation of transcription by RNA polymerase II
Molecular function (GO): DNA-binding transcription factor activity; RNA polymerase II cis-regulatory region sequence-specific DNA binding
Source: RefSeq, a predicted model, not a curated record
UUUCCUGCAGUGGCAUCCUGGUGAGCAGGAGACCCCAGCUAUGGCUCCGCAGAUCUGUGGAGUUUUCAUCUGCUGUACUGUUUAGGCAUGCGCCGAGGAGAGGAGCACGGGCAAGAACUUCAGGGGCUGGUGACCUUUGAAGAUGUGGCUGUCUAUUUCACCCAGGAGCAGUGGGCUCUGUUGGACCCUGACCAGAGAACCUUGUACAGGGAAGUCAUGCUGGAAAAUUAUGAGAAUGUGACUACACCGGGACUUCCAGUUCUUAAACCUGAUCUUGUUUCCCAUCUGGAACGAGGGCAGGAGCCUUGGGUGCCAGAUUCUCAGAUCUUGAAUGGACGAAAAAUCUCUGAUGCCACCUCAGAUAACCUUAGAAAAAAGCACUUAUGUACUGUGUGUGGGAAACACUUUACUCAGAAACCUAACCUGAACCGACACCUGAGAAUCCACACAGGGGAAAAACCUUAUAAAUGCUCGGAAUGUGGCAAGUGUUUUGGAUGUCAGUCUCAUCUUGUGAGUCACCAGAUUGUCCACACUGGGGAAAAACCCUACAAAUGCCUGGUGUGUGAUAAAUACUUUGCUCGCAAAGCACACCUUGCCAGACACCAAGGAAUCUAUGCUGGAGAGACGCCAUAUAAAUGCUCAGUCUGUGGGAAGUGUUUUGCUUGCCAGUCUCAGCUGGUGAUCCACCAGAGAUACCACACAGGAGAGAAGCCUUAUAAAUGCAGUGACUGUGGGAAAUGUUUUGCUGACCCUUCAGCCCUUGUGAGCCACAAGAGAAUCCAUGUAGAAGACAGAUCCCAUAAAUGCACUGAGUGUGGAAAGAGCUUUGUUCAACUGUCUCACCUCGUGAAACACCAGCGGGUACAUACGGGUGAGAAACCAUAUAAAUGCACUGAGUGUGGGAAAUGUUUUGCAGACCGUUCAGUCUUUGCAAAGCAUCAGAGAGUCCACACUGGUGAGAGGCCUUACAAAUGCUUGGAGUGCGGAAAAUCCUUUGCCCGUCAAGAGCACCUUGGAAGUCACCAGAGAGUCCACACAGGGGAGAAACCUUAUAAAUGUUUAGAGUGUGGGAAAUGUUUUGCCCGCCAGUCACAUGUCAUAAGCCACCAGAGGGUCCACACGGGAGAGAAACCUUGCAAGUGCUUGGAGUGUGGCAAAUGUUUUUCAGAGCGCUCAACAUUUGUGAGGCACCAGAGGAUCCAUACAGGAGAGAAACCGUAUCGGUGUUUGGAAUGUGAAAAAUGUUUUGCUUCUCCUUCACACCUUGCAAGGCAUCACAGACGACACACAGGAGAGAAACCUCACCGUUGCUUGGAGUGCGGGAAAGGGUUUGCUGAUCGCUCUGCCUUUGUGAAGCACCAAAGAGUUCACACAGGAGAGAAACCCUAUAAAUGCACAGAAUGUGGGCGAUGCUUUGCCAACCGGACACACUUGGUAACCCACCAGAGAGUCCACACAGGAGAGAAACCUUAUGGCUGCUUGGAGUGUGGGAAAAAGUUCAGCUCAAAUAGAAGCUUAAUUCAGCAUCAACGACAACAUAUAACCUAUCCUCUGGCCCAGUAUAUGCAAAACAUGUUACUUAGACAUCAAGCCCUGCGUGACGCCGGAGGGACUGGGCAGGAAAAGAAGCUCUAUGAAUGGCUUUCGUCUGGGAAAUGGCUGAAUCUCCAAAGAAGCCUUGUUCGUAAUGAAGAUAUCCACAAGGAAGGGACACCUUUAGCAAUGCCUUGAUCAUUCCCGUGAGGUCAUUCAUCAAAAGCCUUGGCUUGCGCUGAUAUUCCAAGGGGCGGCGUGGUUGGCAUUAUUUCCACAGACUGGCUUGCAGGUGGUCAGAAUGGAGGGCACUGAAGCCAAACUGAACUUUUAGCAAAUUUUAAAGGUGGUUGCAAUUCCCAGCAUAGGGAUUCUUGACUUAAAACCUGGGCACAAAACUGAAGGCUUUUUGUGUGUUUUCGAAAAAAGCCGGCUGUCAGAUUUGUAAGGGUCUCGAAAAUUCCGUAAGUUAUCAACUUAAAUAGUGAAAUGCCACUUACCGUUGCAUGUCAGCUACUGUAGUUACUACAUAGAGGUGCGUGAUGGAUACCAAAUACUGUACAUACCGGUGAUGGCGAACCUUUUCGAGACCGAGUGCCCAAAUUGCAACCCCAAACCCGCUUGUUUAUCGCAAAGUGCCAACACGGCCAUUUAACCUGAGUGCUGAGGUCUUCGUUUAGAAAAAA